AUGCUGCGAUCUUCGAUGGGUCUGGGCAAAGCCCGAGUCCCAGCUUUGCGCCGAUUGAAUUCGAGCCGCCUCUCAGGGCUAGGCCCAGUAACCUCCCAGCGCUUUCAAGGAAUCAGAUUUGCGUCGUCUGUGACGGAUCUCGAAAACUUUCCGGCUGUUGGCGAGAGACUCCAUGGGUUUACUGUUCGCGAAAAAAAACAUGUCCCCGAGCUACACUUGACCGCAGUGCGUCUUACGCAUGACAAGACUGAUGCCGAUUAUCUGCACGUCGCUCGUGAUGAUAAGAACAAUGUGUUUGGAAUCGGCUUCAAGACAAAUCCUCCUGAUGCUACCGGUGUACCUCAUAUUCUCGAGCACACCACCCUCUGCGGAAGUGAAAGGUACCCGAUUCGUGACCCUUUCUUCAAGAUGCUUCCGCGGUCUCUUUCAAACUUCAUGAAUGCCUUCACAUCCUCGGACCAUACCACAUAUCCCUUCGCAACGACCAACCCGCAGGAUUUCCAAAAUCUCCUUUCUGUCUAUCUUGACGCUACUUUGCACCCUCUACUAAAAGAGGCUGACUUUAGACAGGAAGGCUGGCGAUUGGGUCCUGAAGAUCUGCGUGCGCUCCUGUCGAACACUGGAGAACCCGAAAAGGAAGCCAGUCUGGACGACAUUGUCUUCAAGGGUGUGGUAUACAAUGAAAUGAAGGGGCAGAUCUCGGAUUCAAAUUAUCUAUACUAUAUCCGUUUUAAGGAGAGCAUCAUCCCGGCUCUGAAUAAUUCUGGAGGUGAUCCUGAGUUCAUCACAGACCUUACUCACCAGCAGUUGACCGAAUUCUCAAAGCGCAACUACCACCCUAGCAACUCGAAGAUUUUGACCUACGGUGAUAUGCCCCUGGCACGCCACCUCGAGCAAGUUGGAGCGGUCCUGGACGGAUUCAGCAAAGGCACGGCCGAUACCGAUGUCAAGUCGCCUCUUGACCUGGGUCAGCAACUGACUAUAACCGUGCCCGGUCCAGUCGAUACAUUCUCAAGCGACGACAAACAGCACAAGACAUCCACAUCCUGGUACAUGGGUGAUUCGACUGAUACAGUCGAGACUUUUUCUGUGGGAAUCAUUUCUUCUUUGUUCUUGGACGGAUAUGGCUCGCCGAUGUAUCGCGCUUUGAUCGAGAGCGGACUUGGCUCAUCUUUCACUCCAAACACAGGCUUGGACUCGUCCGGAAGAAUUCCCAUAUUCUCCGUUGGUGUCACAGGCGUCGGUGAAGCAGAUGCAGCCACCGUGAAGGAUGUUAUACAAAAGGCCUUCCGUGAAACCGUCUCGACUGGGUUUAGUGAGGAAAAGGUUCGUGGCAUCCUUCACCAACUGGAACUGUCUUUGCGCCACAAAACUGCCAACUUUGGAAUCGGCAUCAUGGAAAAGACCUUGUCGUCGUGGUUCAACGGUGCCAAUCCAAUGAAGGAGCUGGCUUGGAAUGACGUUAUCGAGGAAUUCAAGAGGCGGUACGAGAAGCCUGGGUAUCUGGAGUCAUUGGUAGAGAAGUAUCUUCUCAACGACCGGUGUAUGACGUUCACAAUGGUCGGCACACCAUCUUUCAAUCAGGAUUUGGACGACAAGGAGGCGGUGCGCAAAGAACAGAAGCUUGCCAAGCUCGUUGAACAGCAUGGUUCCGUUGAGCAAGCAGUAGCAAGUCUUACCAAUGCGGAGUUUGAGCUCUUGAAGAUUCAAGAGGAUGCACACAAUGCCGAUCUGAGCUGCCUUCCCACCCUUCGAGUCAAGGAUAUCUCCCGUGAAAAAGAACGCAAAUGUGUGCGCGAAUCGAAAAUUGAGGACACAGAAGUUGUUUGGCGCGAGGCCCCUACCAAUGGGCUGACCUAUUUCCACGCCGUGAAUGCGUUUGAAGACCUGCCUGAUGACCUACGACUCCUAAUGCCACUUUUCAAUGACUGCGUGAUGAGGCUGGGUACUGCCAAUCGCUCCAUGGAACAGUGGGAGGAUCUCAUCAAGUUGAAAACAGGCGGUGUUUCCACCUCCUCUUUUCUCGUUUCAUCCCCCACGCAGUUGGAUCAGAUUAAAGAAGGACUGCAGUUCUCUGGAUUCGCCCUGGAUCAGAACAUCCCUGAAAUGCUCGACAUCCUCUCUACUCUGGUGAUGGAGACUGACUUCUCAAGCCCCGCUGCUCCUGCUAUGAUCCAGGAGUUGCUGCGCCUGACAACUAAUGGAGCUCUUGAUUCCGUCGCGUCGACCGGUCAUCGGUUUGCAGUAAACGCUGCAGCAGCGAACCUUUCCCGUAGCUUGUGGAUUCAGGAACAACAGUCUGGUCUGGAACAGUUACAAGCUACCGCAAACCUUCUUCGGGAUGCGGAGACAUCUCCCGAGCGGCUUCAUGAGCUGAUAGACAAGCUUCGUUUGAUUCAAUUAUUCGCCAUCUCAAGAACUUCUGGUCUCCGUGUGCGUCUCGUCUGUGAGGCGGAAAGUUCGACACGGAAUGAGGCCACUCUACAGAAGUGGCUGUCAGGUCUGCCUCGUGUUCCCUCUCCCCGUGCAGCUGGGGCCCCGUCUUUCAAAUCUGUCGGCAAGGCCUUCUAUGACCUUCCUUACAAAGUCUACUAUUCCGGUCAAGCUAUGCAGACUGUGCCAUUCACCGAUUCUGCCAGUGCGCCCCUCACUGUUCUGUCACAAAUGCUCACGCACAACUAUCUGCACCCCGAGAUUCGAGAGAAGGGUGGCGCUUACGGAGCUGGUGCCAGCAAUGGUCCCCUGAAGGGCAUCUUCACCUUUAUGAGUUACCGCGACCCCAACCCCAUGAACUCAUUGAAGGUCUUCCAGAACAGCGGUCUCUUUGCCAGGGACCGCGCCUGGUCCGAACGAGAGAUCGAGGAGGCCAAGUUGGGAAUCUUCCAAGGUCUCGAUGCUCCAGUCAGUGUUGAUGACGAAGGUGCGCGCUACUUCAUGAGUGGGGUCACCCAUGAAAUGGACCAGCGAUGGAGAGAACAGGUUUUGGAUGUCACUGCCAGGGAUGUCAACGAGGUCGCUGAUCGAUUCCUGGUGAACGGCACCCGAAAGACAACUUGUGUUCUUGGCGAGAAGAAGGACUGGGCCGGAUUUGACUGGGACGUCCGAAAGUUGUCUAUGGGCCAGUAA
This is a messenger RNA of Penicillium diatomitis, 3126 nucleotides long. It is a transcript of the gene cym1, whose product is annotated as pitrilysin family metalloprotease cym1. Lineage: Eukaryota; Fungi; Ascomycota; Eurotiomycetes; Eurotiales; Aspergillaceae. Gene Ontology annotation, cellular component: mitochondrial matrix. Gene Ontology annotation, biological process: protein processing. The transcript has 2 exons. The record is from RefSeq and is a predicted model, not a curated record. Gene Ontology annotation, molecular function: metal ion binding. Bases 1 to 3126 code for a protein of 1041 amino acids.